AUGCCUCGUAUCAAUUUUAGGUCAUUGGAAUACACCGAUAUGGUUUUAAUUGAUGGAGAAUGCCACCAAAACGCGUCCCUGGCAUUACGAACAUACCGAGAGAGGUAUAAUACCACACGUGUAUGUCCUACAGACUCACGGAUUUUUAUACGGGCAGUCCAAAGAUUACGUGACGGCGAAAAUUUGAUUCCACGUCAGGUUGAAAUUCCUCCGCGAGUCGCCGUGGCUCAGGAAGAACAAAUAUUAAAUUAUUUCGCUCGUAAUCCAACAUCAAGUCUCCGUAGAGCAGCUCGCCAAUUCUGUGUACACCACAAGUCUGUUCACAGAAUAUUAAAAAAAAACAAGCAACGGCCGUUCAAAUACGUAAAGGUACAGGCUUUAUUAGAUAGAGAUAAGCCAGUUAGGGAAGCCUACUGUGAAUGGCUCCUGAGCAAAGUAGCUAAUGACUCUAACUUUUUAGCAAACGUAAUGUGGACUGACGAGAGCACAUUCAUGCGUAACGGAAUAUGGAAUCGGCAGAACUUACGAUACUGGAGUCAAGAAAAUCCGCAACUGUGUCGAGAGUCUAUGCACCAAUAUAGAUUUGCCGUUAAUGUUUGGGAUGGAAUACACGGAGAUCAAAUAAUUGUGUUUCUGCCAGAGCGACUGAACGGACAGCGAUACCUAAACUUUAUAAAUGAACAGUUGGUUGAUAUUUUAAACGACCUAUCGUUGGCUGAAUAUCGCCGCACAUGGUUCCAACAUGAUGGUGCCCCUCCACAUUUCGUGAGGUUCGUCCGUGAGCGCCUCAAUGAGCUAUUUGAUGAUCGCUGGAUCGGCAGACUAGGACCACACGCUUGGCCACCUCGCUCACCAGAUCUGACUCCGUUAGACUUCUUUUUGUGGGGUAUGUAUGAAAGGGUUUUUAAUCGUGAAUGUGAUAGUGCUGAAGAAAUGCGCCUAAGGAUCGUGGAUGCUUUCGAGAAACUACGUACGGACUGUGUCGAAGACCACACGAUGAUGCCCCGCCUGCACCCAAAUCUACCUUGA
Molecule: messenger RNA, 1029 nt
Organism: Parnassius mnemosyne (clouded apollo)
Lineage: Eukaryota; Metazoa; Arthropoda; Insecta; Lepidoptera; Papilionidae
Source: the annotation of a GenBank genome assembly